CGAAACAUUAUCAAUGAUAUCAAUCCCAAAACAAAUUGAAGUUUUGAUAAUGAAAAGUUUUCAGUUCAGUUCUUGCAGACAUUCCAUACGACAUCAUUCAAAAUUAAUUACUUUACGCAAAAUUUCAUUAGCUAGGGAAAGGUGAUAAAUGUAACUGACAUUUUUCAUAUCCAAGAGUGAUUUAUGAACAAUUAAGUGCUGUUAAUCAAAUUUUAAUUGAUUUUUCAACCAUGAAGCUUUAUUAUGCUGACAUUUUACCUCAAUCAAGGUAUAACCACAAAAAAGUUCAUCUAAUCCUUCCGUUUCAGCAGCUUUUAUUCAAUACCUUUCUUAUCAGAACAGCUUUAAUGACAAUCCGUAAUCUCAACAUUGAAGUUGAGCUUAUUCAUGUGAAUUUUUCACGUGGUGAGAACAAGAAUGAAGAGUUUUUGAAGCUUAAUCCAGCCGGGCAAGUUCCAGUUCUUGUUGAAGACGAUGGUUUUAUUUUGACAGAAUCAAGAGCAAUAAUAGCUUAUCUUGUAGCAUCAAGAGAUGAAAACAGUUCAUUGUAUCCGUUGAAUGAUCCCAUCAAAAGAGCUUUAAUAGAUGAAAGAUUACACUUUGAUGCCACAACUGUCUUCCAUAGUCACGUACAAAUUUUGCAUCCAAUGAUUGCCAACAGUGACCCAAAAAUUCCUGAAGAAAAGAAAAAAAUUCUCAGAAAUGUCUUAUCCGUGCUUAAUGGAUUUCUUGACAACAAGAAUUGGUUCACUGGUGAGUCGCCAACGAUUGCAGACUUUUCUAUUCUUUCGAAUCUUAUUGUUAUUUUGUGUGCUGGCAUUCGCAUUGAAAGCUAUAAAAAUUUGUCUGUGUGGUUUUCUCGAUGCAAAGGAUUAACAGGAUUUGAAGAGAACUAUAAAGGAGGUCGAAUGGUGAUGGAGCUUCUAAAGAAGAAAAAUUUGCCGCCUAUUUCGCUUUAAAAGCUAUAAACUUUCUUUCUUUUGUGACAUAAGAAAUAAAAUACAGCUUCAAAUUUUCUUUUUAAUUGUCC
Chironomus riparius is the source of this 1030-nucleotide messenger RNA. The record is from the annotation of a GenBank genome assembly. Lineage: Eukaryota; Metazoa; Arthropoda; Insecta; Diptera; Chironomidae.